AUGGGUCGGCUUCCUAUCCUCAAAAGUCCUCUGACCAAGGCACACUCCCAUCGCGGUGACCAUGUCAAUGAACCAGCCGAACUCAACACGCAAGACGAGAGCCUCUUCGAGAAUCCCCAGUUCGAGCACUAUGAAGCGACCUCCAACAUCCAGCUCUUCUUCGAUCUCUUCUUCGUCGCCAACCUCUCAUCAUUCACCUCCGUCCACGAAAUCAACAGCCGAGACACCCUCGCCUCCUACAUCGGCUUCAUCUGCGUCCUCUGGUUCACCUGGUGCCAGGUAACCCUCUACGAUGUGCGCUUCGCAACAGACAGCAUCUUCGAGCGCAUCGCGCACGCCUGCCACUUUGGCGUCAUGGUCGGGCUCGCCGUCAUCGGGCCCAACUUCCUCACGCCCGACGGCUGGGGUCCGCUGCAGCAGCUCUCGCUGAUUCUCAUGGUCAGCCGGGUGAUUCUUCUGUGCCAGUACGGGAGCACGCUGUUUUUCACCUGGCGGUAUCGCAAGACGCGCGUGCCGCUGAUUGUCGUCAUGAUGUCGCUGGUCGUGGCUGUCUUUGUAUACCUUGGGAUCUCGUUUGCGUUCUAUAACAGGACGGCGUAUGAUGCGUAUAUCGCGUGGUAUGUUCUUGCUGUCGCCGAGGUCGUCCUGGCUGUUGCUGUGGCGGCCUUGUGGCCUGCUGUAUCGCUGUGGAAGACUCAUCUGGUCGAGAGGAUGACGUGUUUGACUUUGAUUAUCCUCGGCGAAGGCAUCAUCGGCCUGACCGGUACAAUCGGCAAAAUCCAGAAGCUCGACGGCGAGUUCACAGCAACAGACAUUGGAACCCUCAUCUCCGCCGUCCUUAUCAUCUACCUCAUCUACCAACUCUACUUUGACAGCAUCCGCCUCGAACCCAUCAGCGGCCGCCGGCAGCACCUCAGCGCAAUCCUGCACUUCCCCUUCCACCUCGCCCUCUGCCUCGCAAUGGAGGGCACGAACCAAGUCCUCCUCUGGGUGCACAUCAGCGGCGACAUCGGCAAGAUCUUCGACCCCUUCCUCAACGCCCUCCUCGACGGAACAACCACGACGCCGGAGCUCCAGACCAUUUUCACCGAGAUGCUCAACGACGUCUUUAGCCGCUUUGACACGACGGAUGUUGUCUUCAACGAGGUCCAGCAUUCGCUUAAUGAGACUCUUGCCCUCCCGGCGACCGCGGACCCCUCGGAGCUUCUGGUUACCGGAUUGGAUGCAGUCACCGAGGCUAUGAAGACUGUCAUCGAGGGUUUCGGGUGGGAGGCUCCGACGGAAAUCGAAGGCGAGGGCAUCGAGGGACUCGAGGCUGCAUUUACCGCGUUUACCUCGGUCUUCAAGAUCACAUUCGGGUACUUUACCAUCUGCACGGGCCUGAUCCUAAUCUUCAUCGCCGUCUUCUCGCUCCUCUCUCUCCAGCCGGGCUCGCACCACAGCAGUGAGAAUCGGCUGCGGUAUAUCUGUACGGGUACCACUAUGGCUGUGGGCUUGGGUAUUGCGCUGCUCAGUCUGACGACCAGGACUGGUGCCGGGGAGAACUUGGGCGAGUCGCCGUGGGCGAUUGCGGGAUUGAUGCUCAUUCUGCUGGCCUUGCUCGUGUUGAAUCAUCUUCCUCGAGGGUAUUACCAUGUCGUUGUUGAGAAGCACGUUUAA
This is a messenger RNA of Aspergillus calidoustus, 1659 nucleotides long. Lineage: Eukaryota; Fungi; Ascomycota; Eurotiomycetes; Eurotiales; Aspergillaceae. The record is from the annotation of a GenBank genome assembly.